Molecule: messenger RNA, 1239 nt
Organism: Paramisgurnus dabryanus
Lineage: Eukaryota; Metazoa; Chordata; Actinopteri; Cypriniformes; Cobitidae
Source: RefSeq, a predicted model, not a curated record
AUGGACAAAGAGCAAAAAAUCAUUCUUUUGGUUUUGUUAUUGCAAGGUGUUUGUUGUGGAGAUUGGAACAUCAGUCUGCCAGAGAAGAUUGAAGCUCUGAGUGGAUCCUGUGUGACCAUAAACUGCACAUUUACUAUUAAUAACACAUAUGACAAAGAUCUCACUGACAGUGCUGCAGGAGUGUGGUAUAAAGAUGGGCAUCAAGACAACAAUAUUGUGUUUAACUCCAGCAAGUCCAAUUUCUCUUUUAAAGGGAACAUAACUGGAAAGUUAAAAAGCAAGAACUGUACCACCAUCUUUUAUAUUGUUACUUCAAAUGACAAAGGCAAAUUUUACUUCAGGAUUGAGGGUAGUGGUGAACUGAAAUAUAUCUAUAAAGAAAAGUCUGUUUCAAUAGAUGUGAUUGACUCUCCCUCCAAACCAACAGUACAGAUGUUUAAGGAUCAGAUGGAGGUUGAGGUUCUGGAGGAGGUGUUAGAGGGGAGCUCUAUGUGUCUGCGCUGCUCUGCUAAGACUCUCUGCUCCUCUUCUCCACCAACUCUCACAUGGAGCUCCACUGACAGACUCCACCUCAAUGAGAACAGCAGACUACAGCUGGAUCACCAGAAACAAACUGAGAUCAUCUCUGAUCUGAACUUCACUGCUACUCACCUUCAACAUGGAGUCACUUUCAUCUGCACUAUAACCUACCAGCUACAGCAGAGGAUCACAACAGCACAGAACAACAUCACAUUAUGUGUUCAGUAUGCACCCAAAAUCUCUCUCUUCAGUUGUAACAGAACUGAUGUAACUGUGUGUUUGUGUGAGGCUCAUGGGAAUCCCUCUUCUAAAGUGGAGUGGUUUCUAUCUGGACGUCCUGUUAGUAACUCUACAAACACAUCCAUCAGUGAGGAGCGAUUGAGCAGCACAGACUUGAGGAGCUUCAUUUCUCUCCAUCAGUCACUUACACACACAGACACUCUGCAGUGUGUCACCAUCAACACUCAUGGCACUGCCAGUCAACAGACUCAACGGCUUCACUGUUCUCAUGAGACAAAUUGUCUGCAGAUUUUAAUUCCACUCCUGAUCAUCUUAACACUGAUUCUUAUCCUGUAUGCUCUGACUGUUGGAUUUGGACUUUACAGAAUUAGACAAUUGAGCAGCAAGCUGAAGGUUCACAAUGAUGCAGGCACAUAUGCUUCUCUUCAGCUCACUGCUCCAGUGUCUGAAUAUGAGACUUUGAAUAUUAAGAAAGAAUAA